CGGCAGCGGCGCUACCUGCUCCUGGCCGGUGCCCCCCGGGACCUUGCCAUGCAUGAUGGCUACACCAACCGGACCGGUGCUGUGUACCUGUGCCCCCUCUCUGCCCUCAAGAACGACUGUGAGCGGAUGGACAUCACGGAGAAAAGUGACCCUAACCGGCACAUUAUUGAGGACAUGUGGCUUGGGGUGACGGUGGCCAGCCAGGGGCCUGCAGGCAGAGUCCUGGUCUGUGCCCACCGCUACACCGAGGUGCUGUGGUCGGGGUCGGAGGACCAGCGGCGCAUGGUGGGCAAGUGCUAUGUGCGGGGCAAUGACUUGGAGCUGGACCACAGUGACGACUGGCAGACCUACCACAACGACAUGUGCAAUAGCAACACUGAUUACUUGGAGACUGGCAUGUGCCAGCUGGGCACCAGCGGUGGCUUCUCCCAGAACACUGUGUACUUCGGCGCCCCUGGUGCUUACAACUGGAAAGGAAACACAUACAUGAUUCAGCGGAAGGACUGGGAUUUAUCUGAGUACAGUUAUAAGGAACCGGAGGACGAAGGAAAUCUCUAUAUUGGGUACUCGGUGCAGCUAGGCAGAGCCGUCCUGCACCCCUCAGACGUCACUAUUGUGACGGGAGCCCCGCGGCACCGACACACGGGCGCCGUCUUCCUGUUGAGCCAAGAGGCGGGCGGAGACCUGCGGAAGAGGCAGGUGCUGGUGGGCACGCAGGUGGGCGCUUACUUUGGCAGCGCCAUUGCCCUGGCAGACCUGAACAAUGAUGGGUGGCAGGACCUCCUGGUGGGUGCUCCUUACUACUUCGAGAGGAAAGAGGAGGUAGGGGGUGCCGUCUACGUCUUCAUGAACCAGGCAGGCACCUCCUUCCCUGCUGAACCCUCCCUCCUCCUCCAUGGCCCCAGUCGCUCCGCCUUCGGCUUCUCUGUGGCCAGCAUUGGUGACAUCAACCAGGAUGGAUUCCAGGACAUUGCUGUGGGUGCCCCGUUCGAGGGCCUGGGCAAAGUGUACAUCUACCACAGCAGUUCCGGCGGGCUCCUCAGACAGCCCCAGCAGAUAAUCAGCGGAGAGAAGCUGGAACUGACUGGCUUGGCCACCUUCGGCUACUCUCUGAGUGGGCAGAUGGAUGUGGAUGACAACCUUUACCCAGACCUGCUGGUAGGGAGCCUGUCGGACCACAUCGUGCUGCUGCGGGCCCGGCCCAUCAUCAACAUCCUCCACAGGACCUUGGUGGCCAAGCCAGCUGUCCUGGACCCCACGCAUUGCACGGCCACCUCCUGUGUGCAGGUGGAGCUGUGCUUUGCUUACAACCAGAGCGCUGGAAACCCUAACUACAGGCGCAACAUCACCCUGGCCUACACUCUGGAAGCCGACCGGGACCGCCGCCCACCCCGGCUCCGCUUUGCCCGCAGCCAGUCGGCCGUCCUCCACGGCUUCUUCUCCAUGCCCGAGACGCGCUGCCAGACGCUGGACCUGCUCCUGAUGGAUAACCUUCGCGACAAACUGCGCCCCAUCGUCAUCUCCAUGAACUACUCUUUACCUCUGCGGAUGCCUGAGCGCCCUCGGCUGGGGCUGCGGUCCCUGGACGCCUACCCGGUCCUCAACCAAGCGCAAGCCAUGGAGAACCACACGGAGGUCCAGUUCCAGAAGGAGUGCGGGCCGGACAACAAGUGUGACAGCAAUUUGAAGAUGCGGGCGGCCUUUGUGUCCGAGCAGCUGCAGCCGAUGAGCAGGCUCCAGUACAGCAGAGACUUCCGGAAAUUGCUCCUGAGCAUCAACGUGACCAACACCCCGAGCCUGGAGCGGGCUGGGGAAGAUGCCCACGAGGCGCUGCUCACCCUGGAGGUGCCACCCGCCCUGCUGCUGUCCUCUGUGCGCCCUCCUGGAGCCUGCCAAGCUAAUGAGACCAUCCUGUGCGAACUGGGUAACCCCUUCAAGCGGAACCAGAGGAUGGAGCUGCUCAUCGCCUUUGAGGUCAGCGGGGUGACGCUGCACACAAGGGACAUUCAGGUGCAGCUGCAGCUCUCCACGUCGAGUCACCAGGACGGCCUGCGGCCCGUGACCCUGACGCUGCUGGUGGACUACACGCUCCAGGCCUCGCUCAGCAUGGUGAAUUACCGGCUGCAAAGCUUCUUCAGUGGGACCGUGAUGGGUGAGUCGGGCAUGAAAACUGUGGAGGACGUGGGAAGCCCACUCAAAUAUGAAUUUCAGGUGAGCCCUGUGGGGGAGGGGCUGGCAGCCCUGGGAACGCUGGUCCUAGGUCUGGAAUGGCCCUAUGAAGUCGCCAAUGGCAAGUGGCUGCUGUACCCCACGGAGAUCACCAUCCAUGCCAAUGGGUCCUGGCCCUGCCAGCCUCCUGGAGACCUGGUCAACCCUCUCAACCUCACUCUCUCUGACCCCAAGAACAGGCCACAGCGCAGGCGGAGAGAGCUAGACCCUGGGGGAGAACAGGGGCCCCCUCCCGUCACUCUGGCUGCUGCCAAGAAAGCCAAAUCUGAGACCGCGCUGAACUGUGCCACUGGCCGUGCCCGCUGUGUAUGGCUGGAGUGCCCCCUUCCUGAUGCCACCUUCACCACCAGCGUGACCGUGAGGGCUCGCGUGUGGAACAGCACAUUCAUCGAGGAUUACAGAGACUUUGACCGAGUCAAGGUAGAUGGCUGGGCCACUCUCUUCCUGCGAACCAGUGUCCCCUCCCUCAGCAUGGAGAACAAGACCACGUUGUUCUCUGUGGAUAUCGACUCAGAGCUGGUGGAGGAGCUGCCGGCCGAGAUCGAGCUGUGGCUGGUGCUGGUGUCCGUGGGUGCGGGGCUGCUGCUGUUGGGGCUGAUCAUCCUCUUGCUGUGGAAGUGCGACUUCUUUAAGCGGACCCGCUACUACCGGAUCAUGCCCAAGUACCAUGCAGUGCGGAUCCGGGAGGAAGAGCGCUAUCCGCCUCCAGGGAGCACUGUGCCCACCAAGAAACACUGGGUCACCAGCUGGCAGACCCGGGACCGAUACUACUGAUGACCUCCUGGCCCAUGCCGUCUCCCCACAUCCCCUCCUUCCUAUUUAUCGUUAAGUUAUGCCUCUGGGGCACCGCCACUGGGCAUCCCCCUGCAGGACUUGCCAUUCCAGCACAUUGUGCCCUGUGUCUGGGUGCACGGGGGGCUCACUGGUCCUGGCCUGUGCUUGUGCAACACGGAUGGUGCACGGACUCGCUACGUGCCAGCCUUUGCCCGUGCCAAACCAAGGGCCUCUGCCAAAGCAGGAGGAAAAGGCCCCUGCGUGGUGAUGCCCCCUCCUCACACUGGGUCCACCCUGAGCCAUAGCCACUGGACCGACUUUGCUGCCAAGAGUAAACUACUGACAGGGCCCAGCUGUGGCUCCCUGGCCCCUGCGCGGCACAGCUGGGGUCCCGCCAAGGGCUGCCCAGGGGCCAUUCUCGGGACCUGCCUUCUCACUCCAGAGAGCUAAUGAGCCAGAAAGCAGGUCCCAGAAAGACUUCCUUCCAUGACUCUCUGACGCCUUUCUCCUGGGCCAUGGACCAAACUAGCAGGGAACACAGCCCAAAGGGACAGAGGGACAAAGGGAGGUGCAGAUGGGCCACUCUGAGAUGGUACUGGAGCAUGGCAGAAGCUUCUGGGGAACAGGGGACCAGCCCUUGGCCAGGCAGAACUAUAGGAUGAGGAGAUACCAGUUCCCACCCACUCCUUCUACCCUAGCCUCUAAAGCGCCUGGAGACCCUGCAAAAUGUCAGAGGGAGCGACGCUUGAAUGUAGGGCAGGGACAGAGCCCUGUUCCCAGCCCAGUUGGCAGGCCCUACUCUGUCCCCACUGACCAUGGAAUGGGGCCUGGAGGUGGUGUUGGCUGCCCUUGGCUUUCAGAACCACCCUGGCUGCCCCUCCCACAUGGGCUGUGUCUGAGGCCCGUAGCAGUUGAGGCUGGUCUCCAGUACCUCCACUGGCCGCCCUCCCUCUCCAUGGUACUGUAACAGGGGGCUUCCCCCAACCCCUUGUGCCUUGUUUGUAUACGGGCUUCUCACGGCGACCAAUAAACAACUCCCAGUUUGUACACCUGCCUCUGCCCUGCAUGUCCCGGCCCUUGGCAGCCCCAGUUCUAUCUAAA
Molecule: messenger RNA, 4104 nt
Organism: Fukomys damarensis (Damara mole-rat)
Lineage: Eukaryota; Metazoa; Chordata; Mammalia; Rodentia; Bathyergidae
Gene: Itga3
Product: integrin subunit alpha 3
Exons: 25
Biological process (GO): cell-matrix adhesion; cell adhesion mediated by integrin; integrin-mediated signaling pathway
Cellular component (GO): integrin complex; external side of plasma membrane
Molecular function (GO): integrin binding
Source: RefSeq, a predicted model, not a curated record